This is a messenger RNA of Sorghum bicolor (sorghum), 316 nucleotides long. Its product is annotated as peroxidase 2-like. Gene Ontology annotation, biological process: response to oxidative stress. The record is from RefSeq and is a predicted model, not a curated record. Gene Ontology annotation, molecular function: peroxidase activity; heme binding. The transcript has a single exon. Bases 27 to 299 code for a protein of 90 amino acids. Lineage: Eukaryota; Viridiplantae; Streptophyta; Magnoliopsida; Poales; Poaceae.
UAAACAAAACAAACAUAGUCUGAUCGAUGAUGGAGUCGUCUUCUCGCCUCAGCUUGCUUGUGGUCGCGAUCUUGGCGCUGGCCACGGCGGCCACCGCGCAGCUGUCGUCGACGUUCUACGACACGUCGUGUCCCAAGGCUCUGGCCACCAUCAAGAGCGCGGUGACGGCCGCGGUUAACAACGAGGCCCGCAUGGGCGCUUCCCUGCUCAGGCUGCACUUCCAUGACUGCUUCGUUGAUGCAAGUCUCGAGACUCUCGCUCUCGCAUGGAUCUUUGAAAAAUUGCAGUCACACAUCUAGUACGCGUGGAUUAUGCA